Messenger RNA from Rhopilema esculentum, 3190 nucleotides. RefSeq names its product ras GTPase-activating protein-binding protein 1. The record is from RefSeq and is a predicted model, not a curated record. Lineage: Eukaryota; Metazoa; Cnidaria; Scyphozoa; Rhizostomeae; Rhizostomatidae. Gene Ontology annotation, cellular component: ribonucleoprotein complex; cytosol. Gene Ontology annotation, molecular function: mRNA binding.
CAAGUAGAGGACAGCAUCUCUUUGGGAAGUUGAACACGAGGUGUGGAUUGGGCCUGUGCCUGUGGACAAUAAAUGCACAACUCUGCUGGUAAUAAACUGUGCAUUACAAAGUUUUCCAUCAACGCAGUCAAUAAAAGUAACCAUCGAAGAUUUUGAACGUAAUUCUGCAAUCGAAGAGAAAUGGUGAUGGCUACUACUUUUACCCCACAAUAUAUUGGGCGUGAAUUUGUCCGUCAGUACUACACAAUGCUGUAUAAAGAUCCAACUCAGUUGCACAGGUUUUACAUGAAGCACUCUCUGUUCACUCAUGCCAACCUUCCUAACCGUCCAUUUGAGCCAGUUGUUGGUCAAGAGGCCAUCCACAACAAGAUAAUGGAUCUUAAUUUUAGGGAUUGCUAUUCGAAAAUCAAGUCAGUUGAUAGCCAAAGGACUAGUAAUGAUGGUGUGGUUGUUCAGGUGGCUGGAGAGCUUUCUAACCGUGGCAUGCCUAUGAGAAAGUUCACACAGACAUUUGUUCUAGAGGCAGAGGCACCACAACGCUUCUAUGUCUUUAAUGACAUAUUUCGUUAUCAAGAUGAUGAGAUUGAAUAUGAAGAGCAAACAGAUGAAAAUGCUGUAGAUUAUUGCUCAGCAGAUGAUGAGGAGACUAAAGAUGAAGUUGUUACUUCAGUUUUCGAGCAGCCAGCUCUACCAAGUGAGACUGCUUCUAUUGAAGAAGCUGGUCUAAUUUCAGAGGCAGCUGAUCAUUUUGAUAGUGAAACUUCAAUACCGCAAAGUUUUACCAAUGGGAGUCAUCACCAUAUGGAAGAAGAGCAGGUUGUUGAUGAUACUGCAGGCCACUUUACAACUGAAGUGAAAGAUGCCAGCCAGCCACAUUUGGAUUCUGAGGCAUCAAAUGAGGAUAUAGCCCCACAGGACAAUUCUAUUUAUCAAGAAGUUGCAAGUGAGGAAGAAAAACCAGAUGCUGUCACUUCUGAAACUGUGAGUGAAGAUGUAAUGCUGUAUGAAUCCAAUGAGCCGGAGGGGCCUGCUAAACCAGUCACAUGGGCGGCGCUGGCCAAGAAGAACACCCCUGCUACUUCACCGCCUUCUGCUAAUGCCAGUGUUUCCAGGCCUGUAGUUGUCAAGCCACAGGUAAGCGGUCUAACAAAAACAUCUCAAACUACUGCACCACAAAACCACACCAAUCUAAGCUUGCGUAUGACCUCUCCACAAACUGCACCGCUGCCGCAAAGAUCGCAAAGACGUCGUGAAGAACUACCGCGGAAAGAAGUUCGCGAUGACGGCAGGCGAAAGUUCAGUGGCGCGCCCCCCGACAACCACCAAAUUUUCAUUGGAAACUUGCCAAACAAUAUCACAGAGGCGGACGUUAGAGAGAUCUUCCAAGAGUAUGGCAACAUUGUGGAGGUCAGACUCAACCCAAAGAACUUUGGUUUCGUUGCAUUUGAUGCGCCAGAACCAGCUGAGAAGAUUCUAAAGAAGGAGAAGCCGAUUUUGUUUGGAAAGGUGACAAUCAAUGUUGAAGAGAAGAGGGCAAGUGGGUCCGUUCUCUCUCGCGGAGGCCCUCGUCGAGAUUUUAUUGGGAAGGCACGAAACGAUUCAGGGCCGCGGAAUGGGGCAGUUGGAGGACGUCAGGGACAACCCCCUGCGAACAGAGAUAGACCAAGAGGAGGACAAGCGGGUCAACAAAAGCCACGCGGGGGCAUGAACACUGGGGAGGGUCGAAGUGAUAACACACGGGGGCAAAAAAAUCGAGAGCGUGCUGGUCCUGUCAGGCGUUAAAAAAAUAAAUUUAGUAGUAGAGUAUUCGAUUAAGAUCCGGUCGUAGGCGAUAUUGCACGUUGAACGUUUCGUAGAUUGUUGAGUUCGCAUUGCAUCCUAUAAGUUAUUCUUGUGUAAUGGCAUUAAUUUGGUUCAUUUAGAUUAACAGGGAAUCACAUCUUAUUAUUUUUGAUAUGUUAUUAAAUGCAGUUGGAUGACGCCAAAACCUUAACCAGAUCGGCGUUAUUAAGCUUGCUAAAAUGUCAUUUCUAAACACGAAAAGACCCCGCUAGUGCCCAAGUACCCCAUCAAAGAAGAUUACCUGUCUUAAAAUCUACAAUGCCUGCCAAAAGGCUUGCUACAAUACAUUAAAUUUUUGAAUAUUUUAUGCUGCUUCAUUCACAGCACCCCUCUCUCCCGUUGAAAAAUGUUGUUGUAUGUGAAGUUAAGAGGCUCGGUGUUGCCCAAUGGCCUCAUUUCAGAUAACUAAGAUAUUCACCUCUACAACCAACAUUGUUUUGGGGAGAAGGGGUGCUGUGUCUGUCUUUUUUGUCGGAAACAGAAAUUUUUCAACAUCGUUCUUAAGCAACUCGUUGUUCCAAGGACUUUUGGCAGAGAUUGUAUAUUUUUGAAGGUCACUAAGUUAAAAUUUUUGACUGCACAAAACUUGUGGAGAUGAUUUAGAUUGUAUUGCAUUGUCAUUACCCUGUCUAAAUGUUUGUGAACAGGGCUCUUUGUAUCUCGUAACGUGACAAUUCGUUGUAGCAAUUUACAUUUUAAGUAUGUAGGCUCAAUGUAAUUUGAUUUAGUGAAAGGAGGGAUGUGGAAACACUACCAAGACGAAGAGGAAGAUUUGAGUUACUUAAGUUAACGUGUAGAGGAAAUCUUUAAAAAACGGUAGAGGGUGGUAUGUAUGAAGCUGUGCUCUGAUGUGACUUUAUUAUUUGUAAGAGAUGUUUAUGUGAAUAAUUCUUGUAAUACUAGUCGUGGGAACGUUUAGUUGUAAUUUUAUCGUAGUGUCUCCUUUAUCUAAAAUGUCUUAUUACCAUCGAUGAUUACGACGUCAUAUCGUGUUUUGUGGUUACUAAUUUGCAAGAUGUCGAUUCAUUUCGAACAUUUCAUUUUGGAAUUUCAAAGAAGUGUCCCUACGUAUAAUUUAGCAGUUUUUGCAGGUAGGCAUUUUUCCUGGAGUCCAUCUAACGGUUUUUCCUCGGGUUUCAUUAGCCUUUUAUUGAAGAAAAAGGCUGUUAAUUUCUUGAAUGUAUUGAGCCCUCAAGGGUCCAGUUAGUGCUACUUAUGAUAGGGGGUGGGAUGGAGGUUUUACAAGGGUUCCUCUCAUCUCUUAUCUUAAUGUAAGUUUGUAACACCUAGCAAUGAGAUUAUUAAUUAACGGAUGGAACAGAUUUUGAACUUAUGUACGAAAGAGCAA